This is a messenger RNA of Naegleria lovaniensis, 2202 nucleotides long. RefSeq lists its product as uncharacterized. NCBI's taxonomy places the organism in Eukaryota, Heterolobosea, Eutetramitea, Acrasida, Naegleriidae. Bases 1 to 2202 code for a protein of 733 amino acids. The record is from RefSeq and is a predicted model, not a curated record. The transcript has a single exon.
AUGAACGAAUCCAUGACAAGUGCCUCUCAAUGUGGUAUGAGUUCCAUGUCUCAACCCUACAAACCACCACAAACAACAGUUCGUAAAUUUGGUAAACGAGCACCACCGAGUGUUGUCUUUUCAAGCCUCACCGGAAGUUCUACCAACAACACCUCCUCAACCAAUACCUACACUCGACAAUACAUGACACGUGCCAAAGAUUCUUUAUUGAAUAAUAUCAUCAUGCUCAAAGAUAAAUCAGUACAAAAGGAUUGGAAAUACUAUGUAUUGACCUUGAGUGUGGUGUUGUAUACGAGUUUAUGUAGUAUCCUGAUUGGAACUCAGGGAACAUUUCAUCAAGGAGAAUAUGGAGAUUGGAUUUGGAGAGCUGUAAAUUUCAUCAUGACUCUCUCUUUAGAUUUGCUACCGUAUGAGGGAAUGAUGUCAUUGGCAAUUUUGUGCAUGAUUGUCUCAUUUGGUGGAAUUGUGUUGUAUUUUUUGGCAUUUCGAUUGACACGAAGAGCUCGUUAUUUGUUUCAAUUCAAGACAGCGAUUAAGGUUUUUGGAACAUUUACCAUUACUUGUAGUUUCAUCAUGAUUUAUAUUCUCUCGUCGUUUUAUGAUUGUAACUAUUCGAAACAUGUCAAAUUUACAGGUUAUUCCACUCCACAGCCAGUAUUGUCAAGAUUUCCAAUGCACAUGUGUCACGAUGCAACCACGAUUAUUUUAAUGAUUUUUUCAAUUUGUUCAAUCGUGUGCUUGAUUGUCAUGAAUGUCAUAUUUUCAAUCAUUUUAUCCAAUUCACAUGUGUUAAAUAAGGCCAUGUUUAUUGUAGAGACACCUACCUUUCCUAUCGUCAUGUUGACCAUUUCAGAGUUGCAGUUGGCAAUCAUGUACUUUAUUCCAGAAUCACUCGUUUAUGUUCGAUCCAUUCUACAUAUUGUCUUGUCCUUUGUUUUGAUUCCAAUGCUAUUUUAUUCAGUUCCAUAUUUUAAACGAGUGGAAAAUUCCAUCAUGAGUGGUGUGUGUUUUGCCAAAUGUUUGGCUCCUGUUGGAAGUUUAGUGAGCUAUUUUUCCAACUCGUCCAAUGAACGAUUUUUAGGAUUGGGUCUGUCGUUUUUGCCACUUGCUCUCAUUAUUGGUGGAUUUUUCAUUGGAUUUGUUGCCAUGGAAAUCUAUACAAGAAUGGUAGUGUGGUCCAUUCGAAAAGACAUGAUGUUCAAUUUUGAUCCCACUCUCUCAGAUACUGAAAAUAUUCAAAGAUUAGAGAAAGAGUCUUCGUUUUUGGUGAAAGAUCUCGAAGCUACUAAAAGAAUGAGAAGCUUUGAAAUGUUUAUCAAGUUUAGCAUUUUGAAUCAUUCUAAAAUUAGAGGAACUCAAUUGCACGAUCGUGAUUUAGGAAUUGCCAUUGUCAAGUCCAUGACGAAUCACAAAAAUUUCACACAAUCCAACAUUUUAUGUUUGGCUGGAAUUCUAGUUGCCUUUUUUUGGGAAGAAGAAUUCAAUCGAUUUGGAUUCGCAUCUGCCAUGCUGAAACGAGCGUUCAAGAACAAGUCUGGAAUUAUACAAGAUCUCAUCUAUCGAGAACGAAUCAUGGAAAUUGAGAUUGCUUCAGAACAAGCACGAGGAGUUAAACGUUCGAUUGCUGACAUUGUAGAUGUGCUUGUCACGUUACAAACAAAACAGAAAAGAAUCACUGCACUUCACAAAGCUUUUUGGAAAUGUCUCAUGGAAGAAGUGGUCAAUUACAACACCGUUUCAUAUAUUAACAGAACUAUUACAAGAAUGACCCGAGAAUGCAUUGAAACAUUUGGCCAUUUAAUCAAAAAUUAUAGACAUGAACGAUCCAUCAAACGUCUCUAUGCCAGAUUUGUUGAAGAGGUUUUGUUUGAUUUUGAAACGGCCAAUGAAAUUUAUGAAGAAACAGAUGAAGCAGAUGACGAUGAUACAAGAUAUCAAGCAGGUUACAUCGAGCUUCAUCAUCAUGGUUCUAAAGGAGGGGUUGCAGCAAAGAACAGAGUUCAUCCUUAUACCUCCUUGUCACCUAAAGAAAAAACCAUGGCAAGUUUGGAUUUAACUGGACUCCAUGGAGGAAGCACAGAACUUGUUGAAAAUGCUGAAGAGCUUGAUUUGAAAGAAGCAGCAGAAGAUGAAGCCAACAAACGAGAAUUUCUAAUUAGAGCUGCAAUUUCAACACCACCUAAUAGUAUUGGGUUUGGAUAG